Molecule: messenger RNA, 4363 nt
Organism: Pseudophryne corroboree (corroboree frog)
Lineage: Eukaryota; Metazoa; Chordata; Amphibia; Anura; Myobatrachidae
Product: zinc finger protein 268-like
Exons: 2
Coding region: 348-2405 (685 amino acids)
Source: RefSeq, a predicted model, not a curated record
GGAGGACAUGGAUUAGGGGAAGGAGGGGGGAGGAGAAGUUUCCUGUGUGUGUGGAGAGAGGACGCUGGUGCUGGGCUUGUUUUUCGCACAUCAGCUGCUUGUUUUUAUUUUAAAGUUAGCAACAUUGGACAACAUUGGAGAGGAGGUGACGGUGACUGGCAGUGAGGACAAUUGAGAAGGAUUCCCACUAAGAAUAAUAGAAGACAUUGUGGAAAAGGACAUUGUUCUCUGAUCAAGCCAACUACAGACGCCAUUUCUUCUUACACCUCUGGGGGAUUCACAAAAGCUAUUCUCAUUAUCUGGAUAGAAAAAAACAUUAAACAGCUAAUUUGUUUCUCCUCCAAUACAUGAUGAGUCUCACAGGAGAGAAACGAUAUCUGUGCUCUGAGUGUGACAAAAGCUUUACAUAUAAAUCUCAUUUUCUCAGACAUCAGAUGAGUCACACAGGAGAGAAACCAUAUUUGUGCUCUGAGUGUGACAGAAGAUUUACACAUAAAUCAGAGUUUCUCAUACAUCAGAGGAGUCACACAGGAGAGAAACCAUAUCUGUGCUCUGAGUGUGACAAAAGUUUUACAUGUAAAUCACAACUUCAUAUACAUCAUAGGAGUCACACAGGAGAGAAACCACAUCUGUGCUCUGAGUGUGACAGAAGAUUUACACACAAAUCACAGCUUCUGAGACAUCAGAGGAGUCACACAGGAGAGAGACCAUAUUUGUGUUCUGAGUGUGACAGAAGCUUUACAUGUAGAUCACAUCUUCGCCAACAUCUCAAGAUCCACACAGGAGAAAGACCACAUCUGUGCUCUGAGUGUAACAAAAGCUUUAUAUGUAACUCACAGCUUCUCAUACAUCAGAGGAGUCACACGGGAGAGAAACCGUAUCUGUGCUCUGAAUGCAGCAAGUGUUUUACUUGGAAGUCGAAUCUUGUUAGACACCAGAGGAGUCACACAGAAGAGAAAUAUAAAUGUUCUGAAUGCAGCAAGUGUUUUACUCGAAAGUCAACUCUUGUUAUGCAUCAGAGGAGUCACACAGGAGAGAAACCAUUUAAAUGUUCUGAAUGCAGCAAGUGUUUUUCCCAGAAGGCAGUGCUUGUUAACCAUCAGAGGAGUCACACAGGAGAUAAACCAUUUAAAUGUUCUGAAUGCAGCAAGCGGUUUUUCCAGAAGGCAAAUCUUGUUAGACAUCAAAUAGUUCACACAGGAGAGAAACCAUUUAAAUGUUCUGAAUGUAGCAAGCAUUUUUCCCUGAAGGAAAAGCUCGUUGGACAUCAGAUGGUUCACACAGGAGAAAAAACAAUUAAAUGUUCUGAAUGCAGCAAAUGUUUUUCCCAGAAGGCAACGCUUGUUAGACAUCAGAGGAGUCACACAGGAGAGAAACCAUUUAAAUGUUCUGAAUGCAGCAAGUGUUUUUCCCAGAAGUCAAAUCUUAUUAUGCAUCAGAGGAGUCACACAGGAGAGAAACCAUUUAAAUGUCCUGAAUGCAGCAAGUGUUUUCCCCUUAAGGCAGAGCUUGUUAUGCAUCAGAGGAGUCACACAGGAGAGAAACCAUUUAAAUGUUCUGAAUGUAGCAAGUGUUUUUCCCAGAAGUCAAAUCUUGUUAUGCAUCAGAGGAGUCACACAGGAGAGAAACCAUUUAAAUGUUCUGAAUGCAGCAAGAGUUUUUCCCUUAAGGCAAAGCUUGUUAGACAUCAGAGGCGUCACACAGGAGAGAAACCGUUUAAAUGUUCUGAAUGCAGCAAGCGUUUUUCCCAAAAGGCAGAUCUUGUUAAACAUCAGAGGAGUCACACAGGAGAGAAACCAUUUAAAUGUUCUGAAUGCAGCAAGGGUUUUUCCCAGAAGGGAGAUCUUGUUAUACAUCAGAGGAGUCACACAGGAGAGAAACCAUUUAAGUGUUCUGAAUGUAGCAAGUGUUUUUCCCGUAAGGCAGAGCUUGUUAUGCAUCAGAGGAGUCACACAGGAGAGAAACCAUUUAAGUGUUCUGAAUGCAGCAAGUGUUUUUCCCGUAAGAGAGAUCUUGUUAUACAUCAGAGGAGUCACACAGGAGAGAAACCAUUUAAGUGUUCUGAAUGCGGCAAGUGUUUUUCCCGUAAGGCAGAUCUUGUUAUACAUCAGAGGAGUCACACAGGAGAGAAACCAUUUAAGUGUUCUGAAUGCAGCAAGUGUUUUUCCCGUAAGGCAGAGCUUGUUAUUCAUCAGAGGAGUCACACAGGAGAGAAACCAUUUAAAUGUUCUGAAUGCAGCAAGUGUUUUUCCCGUAAGGCAGAGCUUGUUAUUCAUCAGAGGAGUCACACAGGAGAGAAACCAUUUAAAUGUUCUGAAUGCAACAAGUGUUUUUCCCGUAAGAAAACACUUGUAAAUCACGUGUGGAGUCACUGUGAGGGCCUGAAUGCAGCAUGUGUUUCAUAAGUAAGGGAACUCUUAGCACUACAAUAUGCAAUGAAGGGAGCAAAUUUUUAUUUUCGGAUUGUGGCAAGUUUUAUAUAAGAAGAAGGAAAGGUAACUGUGUCAGGCGCUAUAGAUAAAUUUAAUUUUCACCUGGAUACUGUAUAUAGUCCAGUACUAAUUAAUACAUUAAUAAAUGGCUGCCUUCACACUAUGGACUUGGUAGUCCACCAAAAUAUGGAAAAUCAAUAAAUAUGUAGAGUGAAGGCGCACAAGAAUAUUAAACAACAGCUGCUGACUUGAUACAAUUAGAUCACAAUUUAUUAAAAUUUUAAACACGUUUAAUCAACAUUUAAAACACAGGUUAGUAUAUAACACAUGCACAGCAGGAAAACACAGGUGUUAAUAUGCUUUCCAAUGCAAGACUUAGUGUUGAGAAUCAGUUCUCUUUUAGCUGGGUUACUUAUUAUGCAUCCAAAAUAAAUGCUGAGUUAGUUUUUAUGCAUGUAAAUAAUGAUAUACAUUUUUUAGAUAUUGCAAAUCUGUCCAGGGCGAUUACUAUAGAAACAGCUACUUUUUUUAAGCCUGUGGAUGCAAACAAUUUCUUUAAAUAUGGCAGUAGUCAUUUACAGGUAUGGAAAAAGAAUAUCCCCAAAAGCAGUUUCGGACUGGGGCAUAAAGGGCCCAUCGGGGAAUGCAGUUGUAGGGCCCAUGUUUAAGGGUGUGGUCAGUUUCUGAAGACGGUGUGGCCAGCUGAUACAUUGGAUUGCCUAACCAUUAAUGGGUGCGUGGGCUGGGCUCCUUGACAAAUAUAUAAAUACUGCUAGUGCGUGCAUGAUAAUGUACCAGAUAAAUAUUGGCAAUGCACUGUAGAGAAUACAUCAUAGUCCUGUGCAGUAUAAGGUAGCAUAUUUAUAAUGUAUAAUUCAAGAACACAGUCUGGAACCUGAUCGCUAGAGGAGGAGAAGUGCCCCCAGGCAGUGGGGCCUACCGGUGGUUUCCCUCGUACCCCUGUGGGCCAGUCUGACCCUGCCCAAAAGCCAGUUUUACAGAAUUAAAAGGAAUUGUUCCAGGCAAGAGGUUUAUCAAUAACAGGUUAAGAAAGUUUACCGGGCUUUUGAAGAACAGGGAUACCCAUAUUUUGGAUAAUGCACUGGAAGCUACCAAUAAGAAAGAAAUAAAUCUGCUAUUGAAUAAAAGCCUAAAAAUACAGAAUAAUUAGUUGAAUGAAACUUUGGAUUUUAUAACCCAAUAUAAUACACAUGCUUCAGAUAUUAAAUGGAUAAUUCUUAAAAAUUCUUCCAUUCUUAAAAUUGACCCUCUAUUGAAUCCUACAUCCACCACUAAUGUAAAGGUGAUUUAUAGAAAUCUGAUGCAUUACAACGUAAGCUUGCCCCCAGUAUGUUUAAACAUAAAAAACCUAAAACAUGUGAUAAUACGAAGAAUAUACAUGAUCCUUCUGAAUGUAUAAGAGAGAAACCUAACGGAUUUUACAAAUGCAUGAGAAGUAGAUGUCUUACAUGCAAUAAUGUAGAAUCAAGAACAAAGAAUUUCCAGUCCACUAAUACAGGAGAGAGAUUCUCUUUUAAUGAGUUUGUGAAUUGUGAAUCUUCAUAUGUUGUGUAUCUCAUAGUUUGUUUGCGGCCGACAGUAUGUGGGACGCACCAUUGGGAAAUUUAAAGCACGCUUUUUAGAGCACAGAAUAAAUAUUUUAAAGAACAGUUCUCUUCACAGUCUAUCCAGACACACAAAUCAAUGUGGACAAGGGAAACUAACAGAUAUUAGAACUUGUAUUAUUGAGCAGAUCAAGUCAACAGAAAGAGGAGGAGACCGUUUUAAUUUGCUCUGUAAGAGAGAAGCAUACUGGAUUUUUAGGUUGAAGACUUUAAAACCAUUGGUGCUUAAUGAAAGUAUUAAAUUAAAUAAUUUUUAAGACAAUUGUUUGAAUAAGUGUUCUAAUAAUAAAAAAAAUGUUAAACUUU